GCGAGACAGACAAGAGUCAUCGUUGGAUUUCUAGAAGAGAUAGACAACGAGGACAAUCUGUUAAUCAAUUAAUCGUGAUUAAGAAGAUAGAGUACUGUGUUUUCCCUCUUCACACGGUCUUUACAUUGAUAAUCCGAGUAUGCGCACUGAACGCCAUUGUCUGCCAGCAGCAAGAGUGAGAGCGAGCGCGCGGAUAUGAUAGUGCAGGGGAGCGGCAUACAUUGACCCGAAUCUCCGGGAACUGGAGAACAAGUGGACUCGGACACACAUCGUUGGAAAGACAUACUGGUAGACAGACAGCAACAGUUGUCAUUGCUAUGAUCAGCUGAGCCAGUCAAGGCAAAAUAAUAAAUGCAAAUGUGGUAGCCUAUUGCGGAGAAGCGCGACUGUCGGAUACGUUUGUUGCGCUUUGUGUUUGUCAUCCCUGUUGUGAUUUGGGGCAGGCUACCUGUCAUUAGCUGUGAGGGAAAACGUGUUGCUUAUCUUUAUCAUUUUGUUUUUCUGUCAUUCGUUUGACAUCAUCCUAUAGAUUCUAGUUUUUCUCGGUUGGUGGGAAUCAAAGCAUUCAGUCGCUCAUGUUGUGGUCAGGGAAAUGGGCUGUUGCGUCUGUUAGUCAGACUUGACAACCCAGAUUUUUUUUAGGUGCCGUUUUGUCUUUGGCAAAGGGCGAGAAGUCCACUGCAGACAGGCGUGUCGGGGGCGAUUCCAGUGACGGCUCGACUCUCUGCGGAGCCCCCAUUUCAACAACCCCCACCCAUUUUGCUCGGGUGYUUUGGAUGGGGGGCAAGCAAAGUACGGCAGGGCGGCCACGGGGUGCUUUUCCCGGUGUCUCGACGGAUGACAGCGCAGUGCCGCCCUCGGCUCACUUUGGGCACUACCGACCAAGUGGCACUAUGGGGCUACGCAGCCGCUCAGUGAGUUCAGUGGCUGGGAUGGGCAUAGAACAUAGUCCUGCGGUGCCCUUUGGGUUUUAUACCCCCAGAGGAACUGACUCGGACAGGGCGGGAGGGGGGUCUGGCACUAACGCUGCCCAUGGUAACGGCUACCAGGAAACAGGCGGCGGGCAUCACACGGACGGUAUGCUCUAUCUGGGAUCCCGAGGGUCGUUGGCAGACACCUUGCCCCUGCACAUUGCACCCCGGUGGUUUAGCGCCCACAGUGGGUUCAAGUGUCCUGUCUGCUCCAAGUCUGUGGCGUCCAAUGAGAUGGAGGUGCACUUCAUCAUGUGUCUAAGCAAGCCCCGCCUGUCCUAUAAUGAUGACGUGCUAGCAAGGGAUGCCGGGGAAUGUGUGAUCUGUCUGGAGGAGCUGCAGCAAGGAGACACCAUCGCCAGACUGCCUUGUCUCUGCAUCUAUCACAAAAGCUGUAUAGACUCCUGGUUUGAGAUUAAUCGGUCCUGCCCUGAGCAUCCUUCAGACUGACUGACCUCUGUGCUGCUAGUCCUACUACUCCAAGCCCUAGAGACUGCCAGUCGGCCCAACCAGGCUGACCCCUCCAGGCAAACUGCCUCACCAGGCCGCUUGUCGCCCCACCCCAGCCAGCCAGUUGCCCCACCACAUGCCCUGGCCCCCUGCUCUGCCCUCCAUUCUGCCUCCAGAGUCUAGCGGUCCCUGGCUCCCUGUCACUCAUCUGGAUCCAGUCCUCGCAUGGCCUUCACCGGAAGAGACGGGGGAGGAGGAAGAAUCGGGCUGGAUGCACCCUGUGUGCCAGGGAAAGGUCGACUCCCAGGACGUUGUCUGAUCAUCCGACAGACGCCCCCCAAUCACCAGAGUUACAGCACCCACCCACUCACUCAUUAGCUGGAGUCACAUGUGCUUCUCUUAGUCUUCGCUUUGAGGUGGAGUAGCGGUGUGUGAGGUGCAGAAUUGGCGGGGCAGGGUCUGUCUGUGUAGGUUUCUGUUUGGGUUGUGUGUGGGUGGGUGGGUGGUGUCAGGGGUGUAGUUUAUGCUUCUAUAUGUGUUGAGGCAGUGAAGAUGCCAGUCAAACUACACUUGUUCUGUGUGUGGAGGGGGUACAUUGUUUAUGCUUGGUGGUGUGUGAGUGUGUGCUUGUGUGGAGGGGGUACAUUGUUUAUGCUUGGUGGUGUGUGCUUGUGUGGAGGGGGUACAUUGUUUAUGCUUGGUGGUGUGUGAAUGUGUGGAGGGGGUACAUUGUUUAUGCUUGGUGGUGUGUGAAUGUGUGCUUGUGUGUUGUGGGGGACAGUUGGGGUUCGUUGGUUUACGUUCUAUGUGCUGGGGCGGUGAGGAUGUCAGUCACCAUACCUGUGGUGUGGUUGGGGUGAUGAUGAUCUCUGUAGUGUGAGAGCCUGAUUUGCUAAAGGGUCAAAUAGAAGUCUGAGACAAUACUGUGUGUUGGUCUGUGUUUGAAACGUUUACAAUUUAGAUGUCCAUUUUCCCUGUGUGACUGUGUCCUUUCUCCCUUUAUUUCGCUAAUGUUUACAGUUACAGAAAAUUGACAUGACAUACUCUAUGUACUUAUUUUUGUCCGCCAGGUUUUUGUUGUGAUGGGGAGACAC
Salvelinus sp. IW2-2015 is the source of this 2515-nucleotide messenger RNA. It is a transcript of the gene znrf1, whose product is annotated as zinc and ring finger 1. Lineage: Eukaryota; Metazoa; Chordata; Actinopteri; Salmoniformes; Salmonidae. The record is from RefSeq and is a predicted model, not a curated record. Gene Ontology annotation, cellular component: cytoplasm; membrane; intracellular membrane-bounded organelle. Gene Ontology annotation, biological process: proteasome-mediated ubiquitin-dependent protein catabolic process; protein K48-linked ubiquitination. Gene Ontology annotation, molecular function: ubiquitin protein ligase activity.